AUGUUCCGCUUCAGCAAAACCCUCGACCCAAUCACCCUCUUCCACUCGCCCAAGCUGGCAGCUUCAACACGCACCCUCAACAUCCUUAAACAGGCCUCCGCAGCCGCCGGUGAAACCGCCACAGAAGACCAAGCAAGCGACCACUCCAGCCAUGCCAAGCAGCAGCGCGGCGAGUUCGAGCUCGAGAUUACCACUUCGCCCCCGACAACCGACCAGCUGCGCAGUAUCCUGGAUUACAUCUCCCCUGUCAGCGGUGUUGGUGGUCAGGGUGAGAAAGCUACGUAUGGUGUUGCCGAGUUGGUGAAGGGGGCUCGGGAUGCGGAAGAUGCGCUUAAGAAGUUUAAGGAGGACAAUGAGGCUUUUGCUCGGCCUGUGACUGUUGACUGGGUCAAUGGCCGUGCUGUCAUUGGCGAUGGCGAAUCUGACAUUCUGCGUAUGGUUCGCCAGCUUCCUGCAAACUAA
Penicillium antarcticum is the source of this 462-nucleotide messenger RNA. RefSeq lists its product as uncharacterized. NCBI's taxonomy places the organism in Eukaryota, Fungi, Ascomycota, Eurotiomycetes, Eurotiales, Aspergillaceae. Gene Ontology annotation, cellular component: mitochondrion. The transcript is spliced from 3 exons. Gene Ontology annotation, molecular function: oxidoreductase activity. The record is from RefSeq and is a predicted model, not a curated record. Bases 1 to 462 code for a protein of 153 amino acids.